AGUUCAACACUCGAUCAGUUCACAAGUGCAUUCACUUACCAAGAACGCUAAACGAACGUUUCCAGUUUAACUCGAAACUCACUCGAGAAAAAAAAAUACUCAAAGUGCCGUGCCAAGUGCCAACACAGUUAAACGAAAAUCAAAAAUCAGUGAAGAUGCAUUCCCACGGAUACAACGUUGCUCACAGCAACAACAGCAUGAACGAAAACAAAUACAACAACAUGAAGCUGAUGAAGUCCUCUCCGGUUUACAAGCUCAAGAAGAUCCUGAAACCGAUCGCCGCUCUGCUCAGGAACAAGAAGCAAGCCAAGCAGCUCAAGGACUCCCAGGAACAGCACUACUACGUUCCGGAACAGCACUAUGUUCCGGAUUACGACUACGAUAACGAUGCCAACGAACGUUUGGAAGCUCAGCUCCUGGCUGAAAUCGCAGAGUGCCAUGCCAACGCCGCCAUCUUUGUGUACGAAGACAAUCGGGUUCAAAUUCAACCAGUUGAACCCGAGGAACAGUUCGUCCCAGUACACUUUGCCCGCACCCAAGCCGGUACCUUCUUCUGGACCACAAUGGCCCGCGAAGCCGACAGCGAUCUGAUCCAGCCGUGCCAUUGCUUCUCAGAUCACCAGGUCCCCCAGCAGGAGUUAUGCGAUAGAUGGGCCCAGGCCUAAUGUGUGACAAUGACCGUCGCUUAAACUGACAAUACCUGCAACAAAAUCAUGAUCUCUUCCAUCGUUUUAGUGAUUAA
This is a messenger RNA of Ochlerotatus camptorhynchus, 742 nucleotides long. Its product is annotated as enhancer of split malpha protein-like. NCBI's taxonomy places the organism in Eukaryota, Metazoa, Arthropoda, Insecta, Diptera, Culicidae. Gene Ontology annotation, biological process: sensory organ development; Notch signaling pathway. The transcript has a single exon. The coding region runs from base 156 to 665 and encodes 169 amino acids. The record is from RefSeq and is a predicted model, not a curated record.